AUGGAUAUUACUAUGGAGACUAGUAGUGAAAGUGGUUCAGAUGAUGAAUGCAAUAUUAUUGAUUCUAUGUCUUUAAAUGACCAACAAGUAGUAUUUUCUGAAGUUCCUUCAAAUGUGAGUCAUGAAGAGGAAACAAGCAGAAAUAGAUACACUUCAAAAGGGAUUCAAGAGUUAGAAAUUGAGGUUCCUUCAAUUGGCAAAGAGUUUGACUCUACCGACCAAGCAUAUGAUUUUUACAAUUUGUAUGCAAGAAAAAAGGGUUUUAGCAUUCGAAAACAAAGGAUAGAAAGAACCCGGAAAGGUAUUGUACGAUUAAAAAGAUUUGUAUGCUCAAAAGAAGGUUAUCGACGAGUGGAUAGUCAUACUCAACAUGUGAAAAAGAGUCGAGCAAUUACAAGAACUGGUUGUCAAGCACGGAUGGUUCUAAAGCUAACAAAUAAUGAGAUGUGGUUAGUUACUGAACUUGAAUGUAAGCACAAUCAUCCUCUUGUACCAGAGGGGAAAGCAUUUCUGCUUAGAUCACAAAGGGUCGUGGAACGUGCACAUAGUAUUCAAAUUGCAGCAAUGGAUAAUUCUGGGAUAUCACCUACAGAAGGAUAUGACUUUUUAUGUGAACAAGCUGGAGGGUAUCAAAAUCUCAACUUUACAAAAGAUGACUACAAAUAUCAAUUGCGUAUGAAGCGUACAGGGGAACUUAAAGAUGGAGAUAUUAAGGUUGUAUUAGAGUAUUUGGAAAAUAAGCAUUUAGAAGAUCCAAUGUUUUAUCAUAGUGUACAAGUUGACCAAGAAGAUAAGAUGACUAAUUUUUUUUGGGUGGAUGCAAGGUCAGUCCAAGAUUACGUUUGCUUUGGUGAUGUUGUUUGUUUUGAUGCAACCUAUAAAACAAAUAAGUAUGGUCGGCCAUUUGCACCAUUUGUUGGUCAUAUAUACCUUAAUGCUGGUAAAAACCUUAGUGGUGCUUAUACAAAACGCUUCAAGAAAAGGUUUAAGAGUGUCAUAUAUGGUUCUGAAAAUGAAGAGGAAUUUAUUUCAGAUUGGAAUGUGUUGCUAAUAGAGUUCAAUCUUGAAGAAAACACAUGGUUAUUGAAUUUAUUUGAUAUUCGAGAGAAAUUGGCUUUGGUGUAUGGAAGAGGAUCAUUUUGUGCUAAUAUGACAACAACUCAACGAAAUGAAAGUACCAAUAUUUUUCUUAAAAGAUACUUGAAAAGAAAAUACACUAUUAUAAGAUUUCUUAAGCGAUAUGAUAAGGCAAUGGAACGGAGACGCCUAAAUGAAUUGACUGAAGAUUUCAACUCCAAUCAAACAUUCCCUAUAUUAUGGGCUAAUGUGCCAAUAUUGAAGCAAGCUGCCAAAGAAUACACAAGGACCAUAUAUGCUAUAUUUGAAGAGGAAUAUAAAAGGUGGAUUGCCUCUGAUUGUGACAUUUUGGAAGAGGAAGGAUCAAAUUGCAUGUACAAAGUUACUGGAGUUUAUAAAAAUAGUGAAAGAUUGGUCACAUUUGACUCCUCCAAGAACACAUUUGUAUGCAGUUGUAAAAAAUUUGAGUUCAUGGGCAUUCAAUGCAGACAUGUGGUAAAAGUACUUAAUCAUAGGAAGAUGCAUACACUCCCACCUCAAUAUAUGUUGAAGAGAUGGACAAAAUCUGCAAAAAUUGGGAUUGUAAACAACAAUUAUGGAGGUGUUUUUCAAGAUAAUGGGAAGGCAAUCAUAGGUUCUCGUUAUGGUAAUAUGUGCCACCAAAGUGUUAGGCUUGCAACCAAGGUUGCGAAUAGUGAGAAGGCUACCUUAAUUGUAACAGAAGAAUUAAGAGAGUUGCAUGAAAAGGUAGAUAAAAUUUUGAGUGAAGAAACACAACCGAAGCCUCAAACAAAUGCCUUAGUCCGUGGUAAUCCAAUGUGUCAACAAGAAUCAACAAGUUUCAUGUCUCAAUUGAUGAGUUAUGGAUUUCCAUUUGAUAGCUGCGCUGGUCUUCAAUUUCAGCAGGCCUUGGAGAUUCCAUUGGAUCAACAUAAGAAACAACAUUCUUCAGCUCCAAUUGAUUCAUGUUUGGAAAAAUGA
Macadamia integrifolia is the source of this 2058-nucleotide messenger RNA. Its product is annotated as protein FAR1-RELATED SEQUENCE 1-like. The coding region runs from base 1 to 2058 and encodes 685 amino acids. Lineage: Eukaryota; Viridiplantae; Streptophyta; Magnoliopsida; Proteales; Proteaceae. Gene Ontology annotation, biological process: regulation of DNA-templated transcription. Gene Ontology annotation, molecular function: zinc ion binding. The transcript has 4 exons. The record is from RefSeq and is a predicted model, not a curated record.